AUGAAGUACCUGUGUGACCCCAGGCAGUUACCUAAUCUCUCUAAGCUCCAGUUCUUCCAUCUGGAGGAUGUGAAUUCAAAAAGCAUCGCUCUUGUUCUCUUAGCACAGUCUGGCACCUGUCAUUCAGAUAUUAAAAAAUCUCGGAGGCAGCCAUCUUGCUCUUGCCGCGUGCUGCUGUUGGAAAACCCUCCCUGCUUCAGAUUUACCAACAGCACAAAUCAAGAAAAGUUAGCCAGACUUCAGGUUCAGGUCCAGAUAGGAGGCAAGGGUACAGCUCGCAGAAAGAAGAAGGUGGUACAUAGCGCGGCUACAGCUGAUGACAGGAGGCUUCAGUGUUCUCUGAAAAAACUGGCGGUGAAUAAUAUAGCUGGUACUGAAGAGGUGAAUGUCAUGAAAGAUGAUGAGACAGUUACUCCUUUCAAAGUCCAAGCUUCCCUGUCUGCUAACACCUCUGCAGUUCCAGGUCACCCAGAAGCCAAGCCAGUCACAGAAACGCUUCCUGGAAAAUUAAGUCAGCUUGGUGCUGACAGCUUAACAAGUCUUAGAAAAUUAGUUGAACAGUUCCCACUGCAAAUGUUGGACAGAAACGCACCAAAACCAGAAGAUGUUGAUGAAGAAGAUGAUGAUCUUAUAGAAAAUUUCGAUGAAGCAUCAAAGAAUGAAGCUAGCUAA
This is a messenger RNA of Fukomys damarensis (Damara mole-rat), 672 nucleotides long. Its product is annotated as transcription factor BTF3 homolog 4-like. The record is from RefSeq and is a predicted model, not a curated record. The coding region runs from base 1 to 672 and encodes 223 amino acids. The transcript is spliced from 3 exons. Lineage: Eukaryota; Metazoa; Chordata; Mammalia; Rodentia; Bathyergidae.